AGUGUGUUCGUGGAAGCUGUCUAUAGGCUUUUGACAUUUCCUUUUACUUAGUAUGCCAUCACUAGGCACCACAUGCAGAAGUCAAUAGAUAAAUUUUAUGUUGGAAUAUAUAUUUUCUCAUUUGUAGAUGAAGUAUGUACAGGCACAUACAGGCAGUUAUUCCACCCUGAGCAGCUCAUUAUUGGGAAAGAAGAUGCAGCUAAUAAUUAUGCCAGAGGCUAUGACACCAUUGGAAAAGAGAUUGUUGAUCUAGUGUUAGACUGCAUUCGCAAACUGGUGGGCAUUAACUACCAGCGUCCAACUGUGGUGCCAGGUGGUGACCUCGCAAAGGUGCAGAGGGCUGUAUGUAUGAUGAGCAAUACAACUGCCAUUGCCAAAGCAUGGGCUCGUCCUGACCACAAAUUUGAUUUGAUGUAUGCCAAGUGUGCCUUUGUACAUUGGUAUGUUGGGGAAGGAAUGGAGGAAGGAGAAUUUUCUGAAGCCCAGAAAGACCUGGCUGCCCUUGAGAAAGAUUAUGAAGAAGUUGGGAUAGACUCCGUAGAAGCAAAGGCUGAAGAAGAGGAUGAAUACUGAAAAUACUGAAAACUGAAGUCCUGAAAAGCGUGUUCCACAACAGCAACAAACAAACUGCAGAAUCCUGUUUGCUUGCUGGCUUGUUUUCAAUUGCAGUUUUAAAUGUUGUACUCUUCAUUUUUUCUUUGUUAUUGUUUACAUAUACAGUUGCUGUGUAAGGACCGUUUGAAAUGACACUUUUUGGUAGCAUCUGGUCUUGUGCAACUUAACUCAAAGAUUAAAUCAGAAAAUAGUGUACGUAUCAGUAACACUGUGCUCAAUUUACCUUUUGGUAAUUACACUUUUGGUCUGAACUACAAUACUUGCUAAAAGCACCAAACUUGCAAGAAGGGAAG
This is a messenger RNA of Gallus gallus (chicken), 908 nucleotides long. Its product is annotated as tubulin alpha-3 chain-like. Gene Ontology annotation, cellular component: cytoplasm; microtubule. Gene Ontology annotation, biological process: mitotic cell cycle; microtubule cytoskeleton organization. Lineage: Eukaryota; Metazoa; Chordata; Aves; Galliformes; Phasianidae. The transcript is spliced from 2 exons. The coding region runs from base 73 to 573 and encodes 166 amino acids. The record is from RefSeq and is a predicted model, not a curated record. Gene Ontology annotation, molecular function: GTP binding; structural constituent of cytoskeleton.